AUGAGUGCAGAUUCAAGAAAUCCACCGCAAACAGGCGGCGAAUAUACUGGCUUCACAGGCACGGCUGAAGAGCAGGCAAGUGCAGGGGUAAAUAUAGUAGUAGACAAUUGUGAGGUUACUACAGAAACUGUGUAUUUAACUGAAGGAAAUGGCGCUCAUGCAAUGCAAGAGAUUCAUUAUCAGCAGAUAACAAGUGAACCUUUGGCCAAUAAAGAAAUAGCUAUAGAAACUUCUCUGAUAACUGAGGGUAGCAGUCAGCCAGUAAAUGAUCCCCAGUUGAUGGACCAAGUUAAGCAGAUUGAAGCUGACCCAACCAUUGUACAUCUGGGCUUGACAGACAUUGUUAAUGCAGUACAAGAGGUGUUGGCAGGGGAUCACAGUCUUCACAGACUACAAGGAGAUAGUCAUCCCGUCGAUCAACAUGGUGUUGUAACAACA
Paramuricea clavata is the source of this 438-nucleotide messenger RNA. The record is from the annotation of a GenBank genome assembly. NCBI's taxonomy places the organism in Eukaryota, Metazoa, Cnidaria, Anthozoa, Malacalcyonacea, Plexauridae.